CCAGUGCCUCGAGUGUGUCCCACGGUGUCUCCUGAAAUAUCACUCUCCAAGUGACUUCCAAAUUCCAAGCCCUAUAUGUACAAACCCUUCUCAACCACAACAUCCAUGCUCGGCAGUCGGCACACACACUACAAAGUCCUGCUAGUACUAGCUACUUAGGCCAUAAUUUUCUUGAACGAAGUUACUUAGAUCACAAUUAAGCUAAGCCGAGAGCGAAAAUGUCGUCGCGAACCCACCUGCUCGCCGUCCUCGUCCUUCUCGCCGCCGCUCCCUUCGUCGCCGAUGCGCAGCCGCCGGCGGCUGACCCGGCGGCCGACGCCUGCGCCGACCCCUCCGUGGACGGCGCGUGCCACAACGUCCCCAAGGCGCUGCGGCUGAAGCUGAUCGCGAUCCCGACGAUCCUGGUGGCCAGCGUGAUCGGCGUGUGCCUGCCGCUCUUCUCCCGCUCCAUCCCGGCGCUCCGGCCCGACCGCAACCUCUUCGUCAUCGUCAAGGCCUUCGCGUCGGGGGUCAUCCUCGCCACGGGCUACAUGCACGUGCUCCCGGACUCCUUCAACAACCUCUCCUCGCCGUGCCUGCCGCGGAAGCCCUGGGCGGAGUUCCCGUUCACGGCGUUCGUCGCCAUGCUCGCCGCCCUGUUCACGCUCAUGGUCGACUCGCUCAUGCUCACCUUCUACAACCGGAAGAGGAGCGGCGGGGGCAACACCUCCGGACGGCGCGCCGGCGCCGCGGUCGCCGACCACGAGAGCCCCGCGCACGGGCACUGGCAUGGCCACGGCCACGGACACGGGCACGGGCACGGGGACAUCGUCGUGGCGGAGUCCGGGGCGGUCGCCAAGCCCGACGACGACGAGGCCAGAAAGGUGCAGCUGAGCCGGAACCGCGUCGUCGUUCAGGUCCUCGAGAUGGGCAUCAUCGUGCACUCGGUGGUGAUCGGCCUGGGCAUGGGCGCGUCCCAGAGCGUGUGCACGAUCCGCCCUCUGGUGGCCGCCAUGUGCUUCCACCAGCUGUUCGAGGGGAUGGGGCUCGGCGGCUGCAUCCUGCAGGCGGAGUACGGCCUGAAGAUGAAGUCCGGGCUGGUGUUCUUCUUCUCGACGACGACCCCGUUCGGCAUCGCGCUGGGGCUCGCGCUCACCAGGGUGUACCGGGAGAACAGCCCCACGGCGCUCAUCGUGGUGGGCAUCCUCAACGCCGCCUCCGCGGGGCUGCUCCACUACAUGGCGCUCGUGGAGCUCCUGGCGGCGGACUUCAUGGGGCCCAAGCUCCAGGGCAGCGUCAGGCUCCAGCUCGUCUCCUUCGCCGCCGUCCUCCUCGGCGCCGGCGGCAUGUCCGUCAUGGCAAAGUGGGCGUGAUGAAUUGAAGUACUCGUGCUCGUGCGGAGCGCUAUCAGCAGCUUUGUUUAUUUGCAUGGAUGAUGCAACUAGGCUAGCUUAGCUUAGCUGCCGGUAUUCGCGCGCGUCUCACUUGUAUUCGAUCUAUACGAAUAACGCCGCGUAACUGUGUGGAUCCUCUACUAGUCUCGUACUCCCUUCGUUCCAAAUUGUAAAAUUCCAACUUUCUUAAUAAGUCAAAACAUCUUAAGUUUGACCAAA
Setaria italica (foxtail millet) is the source of this 1592-nucleotide messenger RNA. RefSeq names its product fe(2+) transport protein 1. Lineage: Eukaryota; Viridiplantae; Streptophyta; Magnoliopsida; Poales; Poaceae. The record is from RefSeq and is a predicted model, not a curated record. Gene Ontology annotation, cellular component: plasma membrane. Gene Ontology annotation, biological process: zinc ion transmembrane transport. The transcript is spliced from 2 exons. The coding region runs from base 219 to 1352 and encodes 377 amino acids. Gene Ontology annotation, molecular function: zinc ion transmembrane transporter activity.